Messenger RNA from Agrilus planipennis (emerald ash borer), 2843 nucleotides. RefSeq lists its product as uncharacterized. The transcript has 4 exons. The record is from RefSeq and is a predicted model, not a curated record. Lineage: Eukaryota; Metazoa; Arthropoda; Insecta; Coleoptera; Buprestidae. The coding region runs from base 59 to 2791 and encodes 910 amino acids.
CAGAAAAUAAAAAUGUCACAUCAAAAUGUUUUUUAGGCAAUGAUGAGUAAAGCUUAUCAUGAGUAAUAUAAAGCAGAGGUUAAAAAGUGCGUACGAAAAUGUGGAAUUUUUUGCAAACACAACUUGGUCUUGUUAUGCUCAAUCAUAUCAGAAAGCAAAUCAGGAAUUGUAUGCUCGGGAGCAGAAAGUUCAAGAGAAUUUGAUGAGCCAAAAACCGUACCCGAGGACCGUCCAGGAAUGUAUCCCCCAGAGUCGUUUGGCGCAACUGUGCAACUUCGAAUACAACGAUUCCCGGGAAAUAUCGUACGCUUCGAGCGUUAGCGACAUAAACUUCUACUAUCCGUGUAUUUAUAAAAGGGGAAGCUGCGUGGAACCGUGGAUGCUACCGGAAACCGAGCAGCUUUUUGUCUGGUUCGCACACUCACAAAACCUCGGAACCAUCGAUUCGUCCACAUUCGAACUGAACCAUUUGGACGAACCGUCGAAAAAUUUAGAACAGAUUGACGAUUUUCACAAAAUUAACGCGAUAAUGCACGAAAAUAUCGAAAAAGCUCCCGGGGAGUUUAGGUAUACGUCGGCCAAACCUCUAAGUGAAGAUGAUCUGACCAAGUACAAACCGGCACUCUUCAAGGUCGACACAUUUGAUGAGAUGAUUCUCAAAAUGCAAAUAAGUCUAGAGAAAGUAAAAAAAAUCUGGGAUGAAGAUGACAACAAUUCGAAAAAUGUUAACGUUGAAUCGUCAUCAGAAAAACAACUGAAUAUUUUCAAAUCACCCCUCGGAAAUUUUAUAGUAUUCGACAAUUCACCACAGUCUAAAGUUAAGACCGAAAAAAGUAGUUUGGAUCAAAAUGAAGCAGUGCAUAUAUGCAACUUAAGAGACGAAUGUUUUGCUAUGUUAGCGGAUGCAAUCAAGCCGUUACAGCUUAUGAUGGAAGAGAAAGGAUCUCUAGAUGACAAUCUGGUGCCUAUGCUCAACGUUAACAUGGAAGAAAUGGCCAGCCCAGCGAAACCCAUUAAUCUGCCUGCACGUCGUCUGUAUUCUGCCGUUGUUCAAGGUCUCUAUUGCGACAGUCACGCCCCAAACAGGGUCGAAAUAAUACCUCUCGCCCCCCACAACAUCGCUAAACACAAAGAGCCAUCAGUGGCCUAUUCAGAGAACACGGGCCGGAGUAUUUUCCCCAUUGACGUUCCGAUAGUUGAUCGCGAUUCAAAAUCGACGUUCACGAUAAACAGGAAGACGAGUCCAAUUUCACAACCCGCUCCUCCGAACUACUGGUUGGCCCAAGAAGAAAUUCAAACUUACGAUCACGGAAAACCCAACAUUACCAACGAAUCGGCAAAUCGAAGUAUCGACGAUAACUGCAACAGCAGCAUCAGUUCGAGUCGAUCGAAUUUUACGAAGGUUUCACUGAAGGAGAGGCAGAAGGCAGACGCGGCUUCGUUUAAAACCAACAACAACAACAACAACAACAACAAUUCCGAUUGGAAUUAUUCGUUUAGUGAUCUCAAAGAUAACUUCAUCAACGAAAAUCAGUACAACGUUCCCUUCUCGUCUGCGAGUAAAUCAGUUAAUCAAUCGAAUUACUCUUCUUCGUGUAACUUUUUCGGAAACGACAGCUUGUCGUCUACAGUGAAUCCGAACAAUCGACCGAUGGGAGCAGCUGCUGGUUACAGCGACUGUUCGUAUGCCAACGUCAAUAAUAAUAAUAAUACUAAUAAUAAUAGUCAAUUCAACUGCUCUUCGAAUUUAUUCAACCAGGUGCCAAGUAACACCCUUUUCGGUUAUUCCUUGGCCGACACAAACUUGUACGGGAACGCUGCAAAUCAAAACACCACCGCCCUUGCCCGGAACGCGUUUCCUCAAUUCCUCCGUCAAAACUAUUGCGUUUCCCAGCAGCCGCAAUCCACAUGGAUCACCCAACGAUUGUCUCACAUUUGCAACGUGCCCCAGUACCAAAAUCAACCCUACAUAUUCAUGAACCCGUCGGCAAUAAGAUCGAACACGCGAUGGAACCAGAAUCAACAGUUCAUGCGAUCGUCGUUGUCGCAACCGUAUCAUCACGUUCUCCUCAAUUCCCCUCAAACAACGACCACGACGCCACAUUGGAGCACCCAGAUGUGCAGUAUUUGUAGGGGACAUUCGAUCCAUAAACCGUCCUCUCCCCCCAUGCAGUAUUACGAGAACGCAUCAACGUUCCAGAACAAUCGAAUCAAACUCAAACAAAAAAAGUAUUUCCCCGGCAACGUCUCGGAGUCUCCCAGGAGUUCGUCGUUGUCCUGGGCGUAUCCUCCCACUUCGGAUAAUAACGACAAGGAGAAGCGGAACGUGUGGGAAUGCAAAAGAUACGGGAGUAAUUCCGGCAACGUCGGACCAACCACCGAGUCCGAGAAAAAUCCGUUCAUAAAAACGGCCGUGUCAAGUUCCGUUUUGGAAAGAAGCCUAAAGGUGGACAAGAUCGAAGACGAACUUCAGAAAAGCGCUUCGACGUUGGCAAUAGCCGCUUCAAAUUUGAACCUGAAGCAGGAAGAAGUUUUGCCCGUCAGGAAAAGUGUUUCGGAAGAACUGGAAAAACUAGCGCUCGAACAAUAUCAGAGGUCAUCUCUCAAUCUCAUUAAGAGCACCGACAGUUUCUAUCAAGACAUGGAAAGACAGGCCAAAGAACAGUACGAAGGAGCUCCGGAAAACUUGAUGAGCCCCCCGAACUAUAACAUUUUUAUAUUCGGGGGGCUUGCGCCACAUUUUCAUCCAGAACCUCAUCUCGCAAUCACUUUGAAUAUGAUACUUUAUUGAUGUCAGUAUAAAUAAUUCAUACAUGUGUGUAUAAAUAAAGAGUUAAUAUUUA